Penicillium atrosanguineum is the source of this 1422-nucleotide messenger RNA. RefSeq lists its product as uncharacterized. Bases 1 to 1422 code for a protein of 473 amino acids. The transcript has a single exon. The record is from RefSeq and is a predicted model, not a curated record. NCBI's taxonomy places the organism in Eukaryota, Fungi, Ascomycota, Eurotiomycetes, Eurotiales, Aspergillaceae.
AUGGCGGUGAUGUUAGCGCUAUACUCGCUGGGAAUUUUGGCCCUUGUUGAUUUCGUUCAUGCAAAAUCAAAGUUCCCAUAUCCGCUGUCAGAGGCCCAUGCGCAGCUGAAGACAGAUGAUGGAGUCACCUUCGACCCGCUUGGUGUUGCGGCUGUUCUUUACAAUCCUCGCGCCGACAAAAGUGCUGCCAGGCUCUAUACUCAGUAUGAUAGGAAUUUAUUCACCUGGCCUCAUAUGACCAUGAUCGGCGGGACCCUGCCACCAAUGCAAAUGCUGGUCGAGCGGCUGACAGCAACCUUCAAGUGGAUUCAUCCAGCAAUCAAGAUGUGUGCGAAAGAUACUACAAUGCUUCCCGUCCGGUCGGAUGUCUCAGAAAACGUGUUUCGUCAACUACCACUAAAUCUGAGUAAUAUUUGGCUCAGUGAUGUUAUAUCCUUCCAAACGUCAAAGCAGCCGGGAAAUGACUUCGCUAUCGUCUGGGUCGAUACGGUCCACAAGUCAGGAGACGACGGAGAGGGCCACGUUAGAGCGCAAGUCGGCAAUAUAUGGUGGUGGCGUACUGGAAAGUGGGCCCUGGAUCUGAUGUGUCUGCUGAAUGGAGCCAUGCUUGUAGCUGCAAUGGUCUGUGGAAUCCUGGUUGCGGAUAUAUGGGCAUUCACGCUGUUUCUUCUUUACAGUUGCCACUGGGUAGCAUCUGUAUUUAUCUCAUUCACUGCGAUGGUCGAAAUCCACAAGCCGGAAAUCAGAAAUGAUUCAAUUGACCGAUACGCUGUUUAUGAGAGAGAGGAGGGUGGCACUGUGAUUUUCAAAGGCCCCCAGAAAAAGCUCGAAGAGUGGGCUCGGUCAACGUGGGAAUACAAUCAAACUUGGGGCAAGGACUGCUUACAUUGGUUUUGGAUUCUUACUGGGACUAUGUCAGGGAUAGCGUCAGUUGCAUGCAUGGUUAAUAUGUAUGGUUACAUGCAACUGGCCUUUUUGGGCGUGCUGGUUUAUUCAUCACUAGCUGAGAUUGGAGCGACCAGAAUUGCGCGGAUACUUCAAACCAAGGCUCAUGGAACAAUAUUCAAAGCCGAAGUACUUGACAACAAAACUCGCACAAGAGCCAUCAUUCGAGCAACUCUUGAGGUUAUUCCAAAGUGUCGACUGACGAAGUUGAACUGGAUUAAGAUGGGCCUGCUUCCACCUAUGCAGGUAUUUCAGGCAAUGCAAGAUCUUCUGGAGGAUAUAAGUCAAAUGCAGGAGGAUGUCGGGAAAAUGCAGGAGGAUGGGAGCUUCACAUCAGCUGCUCAAAAAUCUCAUAAUCUUGCUAUUGAGCUGAGAUGUGCCGAAUUCGUCGACCAAGUUCGCCUCGAGGAUCCUGAGCGAAUCCUACUAGCAGAGAGAAUACGCGAUGAGGUCCUUGGGACCUUGCACCCAAAUUAA